Saccostrea cuccullata (small rock oyster) is the source of this 1368-nucleotide messenger RNA. Its product is annotated as cell adhesion molecule 3-like. The record is from RefSeq and is a predicted model, not a curated record. Lineage: Eukaryota; Metazoa; Mollusca; Bivalvia; Ostreida; Ostreidae. The coding region runs from base 1 to 1368 and encodes 455 amino acids. The transcript has 4 exons.
AUGGAGGAUAUAAAUGCAACACUAGUACUAAACUGCUCAUUCACAGAAGAAAGUGAAGAAUCCAUUGAGCCUGGUUUUGCAAUUAAGUGGAAAUCAGGAAACGGUGACAAUAUUGCUGGAUUUUCAAAGCCAGGUGGUGACAAUCCUAAAUAUUAUUCACCCGGAGAGUAUCUUCGUAAUAGAUCCGAACUUAUAAAUCCCACUGAAAAUUCAUCGAGCGCUUUGAUAUUUAUCAAUGAAAUAGUAUGUGAUGAUGAAAAACCGUCAUACAAAUGUACCGUUAGAUUUGAUCAUGCACUUAAUGGCGAUGAUGAAGAACCCUCCUCAGAAAUAUCCAUUUCCUUACGAAAGUCAGCCAGAAGACCUUUAGAUAUUCAAUUGAUUUCAAACUCAGAACUAAAAGAAAACCAAGAUCUGCAAUUAAAUUGUGUAGCUGAUGUAGGAAAACCACCUGGAAUUGCAAAAUGGUGGAAAAUCCCCACUGAAAACAACUUUAUUUUGAUAAAAGAGUCUGAUCAAAUGUUUGAUGAAGCCGGAAACUGUGAAUUUUUAACCAAUGUUAAUAUCACAUACAAGGUAACAAGAGAAGAUAAUGGGGCGUUCUUUCGGUGCACCUCGCAUAGCAACAAAAGCAAAGAUGAAGGUCCAGAGGACACUUUACUGUAUAGAGAUACGAUAAAAAUAAAUGUUCUAUAUGAAGCUAUAGUUCGCAGCAUCAUUCGAGUUCCUGAAUUGGAUGUUUACCCAAUAUCCACUUCAAAGCUCAACAUAACAUGUGUAGCUGAUGGAAACCCUGCACCAACUGACGAUGAUUGUAACUGGAUCUCUCAAGCUGCAAACUCCAACACAACGGAGAAAAUUACUUCUAAUGGAAAGUUUCUUAUUCUGCAAAAUCUUCAAGAAUCUGACUCAGGAACUUACACCUGUUCUGUCUCAAAUUCUUUGAAUUCAACUCAUUCUUCAAAUAUUACAAUUAUUGUUAAUGGAACGAUUCCAGAACCACUGCCUGUUUUACAUUGUCGUUCGAAUCCAUGUGGUGUUCUUGAAAAUUGUGUAGAUCUUGGACAAGUGUACAGCUGUGAAACCAAUGCUCUUUCUGUCGUUGGCGUUCUUUUCCUUAUCCUAACAAUAGCAUCCCUUGCUGUAUCGUUUGGACUCGCAUACUACAUACGGAAACUUCAUAAAAUUUCGAAAAUUGGUGUGCAAAAUGGAUCUUUCAGCAAUGGUAAAGCUACGGCAUACCCAACGAUAGAAAAUAAGAGCGACGUGAAAACAUGUAAUACAACUGUUUCCCAGGAAGAAACCAACGAUGCAAUUUAUGCUCAAAUCAACAACUCAGAAAGUUCACAACCAUGUUCACAACCAUAA